This is a messenger RNA of Owenia fusiformis, 3610 nucleotides long. The record is from the annotation of a GenBank genome assembly. Lineage: Eukaryota; Metazoa; Annelida; Polychaeta; Sabellida; Oweniidae.
CGGUUUUCGAAAAAUUAAAAGUUUAGAAAUGUGAAAUUGUCACGUAAAAAAUCAAAGUUUCCCACUAUAGGAUAAGUUGAAAUGACACAAUACACAGCAUUAAAGAUGCAUAAACUGAAUGGAGUGAAAGGAGAUGGGGCAGAUGGUGAUAAGGACGAUCAAAAAUUACUUCUCGAUAUGGGAAGUGAUAGCGAGCAGGAACAAUUUUCACUUCCCCCACUCAAACUCAAAGGCACAAACAGAAAAAAGUUGAAAAAGCUCAAAGAAUUCCCUAAAGAGGAGGUACAUAUUACACAACGAGUAGAACCAAGUUGUUGUACUUUACGUGGUUUCAUAGUGGCAUUAUCAUUGCUCAUCUUACUAGCUGCUGUGGGGGGCCUAGGAGCUCUCUAUUAUUCGCUCAUGUUACAAAUGAGGCAGAUCCAAGACAAUAUUAGUACAGUUGAAACUGGAAGCCAGAGUGUACCAAAUGAGUUCGCUGAAAUCCAGACCCACUUAAGACAAAUAGACAAAUCUAUAGAUGAGCACAAAAUAGGCAAGAAUGGUCUAGACCAACUGACAGCUAACAUAUCUUCUCUUACAAAACAGUACAACAAACUGAAGGAAGACUUUAAAGAGCUGAAUAAGGGCAUAAAAGCAGCUCCAGAAAUAAAAACACUCCCUGGAGAAGUAGAAACACUCACAAAUAGUGUAGCAGCAUUUGGGUCAGAUAUUAACACUCUGAAAGAUAAUGUGAAAAUGCUACAAGAAUUUAAAACUUCAACAAGUUCUACUUCUGAGACAGUAGAGGACAGACUGCAGAAAAUUGAGGAGGGGCUUACAAAGCUGUCCGGUGCUCCUGCUCCUGUUAAUCCCACACCAGGGGUUGGUGACAUAGAUCUAUCUGAAACAGAUUCAGCCUCUCUCCAGACCUACUUAGAUAAGUCUCUGGCCAGUGUGACUUCAUCAAUGCAGAAUAUUAAUAAUACCCUGCACCAGCAGAUGUUCAACAUCCAGAGCCAGCUGAAAGUUGUAGAAAAUCGCACAGUUGCAGUGGACACCAGACUUAACCUGAUUGAGUUGUCACCCCAUAUACGAAUGGUGCUGAAUGGGAGCCAGGAGCAGAUCAUCAAAACAUUAGUCACUGAGGCAGUGCAAAAAGCUGUGCAAAAUGUUGACCUGACUACUGCUUCAGACAACCUUACAACACCUACAAAGAUAGAUGGCAACACUGUUCCCCUUUCUGAUGUCACGCUGGCUACCAUAACAGCACAAAUAGACAACAUCACAAAAAUGGUCACCACUUUUGAGAAACAGUUAAGCCAGAUGCAGGCAGCCAAUCAAGGUUAUAAUGAACCAACAAGAUUUAAUGCAACAGCAGGCCUUCAGCAGAUGAUGGGUACUAUGUUUGCAGCCUUUAUGAACAUUACCCAACCUGACAAUGAGAUGGCUGAUAUAGGUCAGCACCAGAGUGAACUUAUAGAUCCUACUUUUUCCACAAUGAUGGAACUGCAGAGAAAAUUAGCAGAUGCUCCUAAAAAACUGAUAUCCUCUGUUCUUCUCCCUUUUAUGUCAAUGAGUCAACCUGGGGGAAUGAACCUAACAGCUUUAGGUCCUAUUAUUAAUACAGCAAUGUCUUCUGUUAUGGAGAUUUUCAAAGAUGCCAAGCACCUUCAAAUUGUUCAACUGAGAUUGUUUGAGGAGUUACAUGGAAACAUCUCAUUGUUGAACCAAAGCAUUGGGGAUAAUACGAUACAGCUUGUCCGUCACUCCACACACCUAGAUGCCAUGGAUGAAUCUCUACGUAACCUUAUAGCAACUAAAAGCAAACUUGCACCAAGACCUAAAGACAUUAUUACACCUACGGAGCCUAAGCCUCUUACAGACAUUACCAGUAGUCAACCUGCAUCAACCACUACUGGGCAAACUGAGGUAACUAGUCCAACACUUGCAAGCAGUGAUAAUAACACAACCUCUAGCUAUACAUCAACCAAUGUUGAUAACAGCACAACCACCAACUUUACCUCAAGCCUUGUUGAUAAUAGCACUAGCUUGGAUACAUUCGAUCCACUCAUGGAAGGAGAGGAUGACUACCCUGACACUGGUGAAAAUGCCUCACAGGAAGUAACGACCCAGUCUGUCUCUAGCAGUGCUGCCAUUACCAUUCCUAACAUUAAUGACAUGGAAGAUCUUGAACAAUAUUUUGCCAAGUGGGACAUUCGUGGAAAUGGCUUUCUUGAAUACAGGGAUCUACCAGGAUUCCUGGGACCUGAUACCCCUGAUGAGGACACGCUGAAGGAGUUUGAUUUGAACCAUGAUGGCAAGUAUGAUGUAGAAGAGUUUGCGGCUGCUCUAGGGUUUAAAGAGGAAGCUCAAGAAGCAAAAAAUCCAGCUAAUAUGGACAUAUCAGAAGAGCAAACCCCAACAACUCCCUUAAAGGUCCGCAGACAUGGGCAGUUACCUAGCGAUCUCAAUGACAUUAUGGACAAUGUUCUUAAUGGCCAUUAACACAUAGAAACAUUGCAAUAUUACAACUGAUGAUGAAUGGUGAUGAAGAAGGAGGAGGAUGAGGAAAAGGAGGAGAAUGAUGUGCAUCACAAUAAGGCAAAGGUGUAAUAACAUGUUGAAAACAUUCUAGAACUCUAUCUAUAUGCUUGAGAAUGAAAACUUGUUAUGAUAAAGAGAGAGAAAUAUUGCGAUGUGCCUGUUUUCUUCUUCACACAUGGUUGAAUAAACUGUUUGCUGUUCGAGAUUUGACGCACUUUUUCUGAUACGGAGAGGUUGAAAGAAUAUGACAAUGUAGAGAAAAAAUAGUAUUAUGCAAGUACAUAGUACAAAAGAUUGAUUUAUACCAUCAAUAUCGAUAUAAAAUCAAUGAGAGUUCAUUAAAGCAGAUUCACUUGUGAAUGAAGAACAAAAUAGAUGUUGCCUAUUUAAUGAGUAAAAGGGCUUGUGUAAUGUACUAAAACAGCCAAGAGGUGAUCAAAUAUCAUUCAUAUUGAGUGGGUUUUGUUUAAUACAGUGUAGACAAGCAAGUAUUACACCACCAAAUUUGGCACAGUAUCCAGUGGUAACAUGUACAUACAUGCUAUGAUGAAUUGACAUGAGUAUUCAUUUUUAUACAGUCCAUUGUAUUUUGAUGAGUAAAUUCUCAGACAAAACAUUUACAAAAAUAGGUUGCAUUUGGAAAUUGGAAUCAUCCAGAUUCAUUCCAACUUCAGAAAAUGUAGCUAACUGAGCUAAAUGGAAUAAUUUAGAAUUCCAAGUUGUUGACUGAAUGACUGUAUGGUCGGAAAUAUUUUUAUACAAGCACUAUACAGGAUGAAAUAGUGUCAGUGAGAGUCGGGCUUCUUCAUGUAUAUUAGUAUUAACAGAAUGAGGCUUUUCGUGUGAAAUCAUUAUGUAAUAAAAUAACACUAGUCUUAUCCUGGAGCUCUGAACAAUAUGGGGCGGCAUGUAUAUAGGGAACGACAAAUUAAUAUGUAUAUAUUGAAAGUAUGGUGAAGUGUGUCCGACAGAUCAAAUUAGAAUUAAUAAUGAUCAUGAAUGUAAAUAAGAAACAACUACUUAAGCUAGCAACGUGCAGUAUUUUCAAUUUAUUAAGUUCAGUAUGUCUCGACUGUAAGGGGCU